Pistacia vera is the source of this 697-nucleotide messenger RNA. RefSeq names its product copper transporter 5-like. The transcript has a single exon. Bases 136 to 558 code for a protein of 140 amino acids. Gene Ontology annotation, molecular function: copper ion transmembrane transporter activity. The record is from RefSeq and is a predicted model, not a curated record. Lineage: Eukaryota; Viridiplantae; Streptophyta; Magnoliopsida; Sapindales; Anacardiaceae. Gene Ontology annotation, cellular component: plasma membrane. Gene Ontology annotation, biological process: intracellular copper ion homeostasis; copper ion transmembrane transport.
UACACAAAACAGAAGCAACGAAUAGUACAACUUCUAAAAUAAGCAUCUUUUUCAUCGGUUUCAGCUACUUCUCCUGAAACUCUGUCUCUCCUUCCCUCCCUCUCUCUCUCUCUCUCUCUCUCAAACUAAGCGAAGAUGAUGCACAUGACCUUCUACUGGGGGCGCACCGUCACCCUCCUAUUCGACUCAUGGCGGACCGAUUCUUGGCUCAGUUACGGUUUGACCCUUUUCGCCUGCUUUGUCGUCUCCGCUUUUUACCAGUACUUGGAGGAUAUACGGGUGCGCGUCACCCAGAUCGGGGCCAAGAAGCGCGCUGAUGUUGAGGUGCCGCUGCUCCAGAAGAAGGUCGCCGGAAAGUUAUCGGCGGGGAGGAUUGCCGGGACGGUGCUGUUUGGGGUGAACUCCGGGUUGGGGUAUCUUUUGAUGCUGGCGGUCAUGUCGUUUAAUGGAGGUGUGUUCUUGGCCAUCGUGGUGGGGCUUACGGUUGGAUACUUGGUUUUUAGGAGUGGCAGUGAGGAUGUUGCUGUAGAUGUUGAUAAUCCUUGUGCUUGUGCUUAGUUAAUAAAGAUCGAUUCGAUUUGUAUCUUUUGUAUUAGUGGGUUUGUAUUUGUGAAUUCUGUGUUUUCUUUGAUAUGUACAUCUUUGUAAAACUGUAAUUGCCACAAGGAAAUCAAAAUAUGGAAUCUUUUGUGUAUUA